Messenger RNA from Chenopodium quinoa (quinoa), 3057 nucleotides. RefSeq names its product chloride channel protein CLC-b-like. The transcript is spliced from 7 exons. The coding region runs from base 404 to 2818 and encodes 804 amino acids. Gene Ontology annotation, biological process: transmembrane transport; chloride transport. The record is from RefSeq and is a predicted model, not a curated record. Gene Ontology annotation, cellular component: intracellular membrane-bounded organelle; plant-type vacuole membrane. Gene Ontology annotation, molecular function: nitrate:proton symporter activity; voltage-gated chloride channel activity. NCBI's taxonomy places the organism in Eukaryota, Viridiplantae, Streptophyta, Magnoliopsida, Caryophyllales, Amaranthaceae.
UUUGUUUUAAAAUUUGUAUACAGCUAUUUAUUAUUGAAUUUAAAAAUAAAAACAGAAAUGAAACAUAAAUAUACGACGUGGUCGGUUCGCCAUCCACGCAAGUACGCAACCCAAAAAAAAAAAAAGAGCAGUCCCCCUUCUUCUCUCAUAUGAUAGUCUGAUCUUCUCUGAUCUAGUCACCUCUCUAUCUACUUGUAUUCAUCUUUGAUUAGUGAAGUGACGCUAAUUGCGGAAAUUCGACAACGAGCUGUCUUCGAUAACAAACAUUUUUUUUUUUUCUAGAUCCAUCUCCAUCUCAUUUCUCGUUACGAUUUUGUGCUCAUCACCGUAAAAGUAGAAGUUUGAUGUAAAGGAAGAGGCAGUUUAAAACUGAAGUCUUAUUCUCGUCAAAAGUAGAAUAACCAUGGAAGCAACUGGAGAACCUCCAUCAGAUAAUGCCAGCUCAAAUUCAAUAGAUGAUUCAACUUGCGCGAGUGAGCUAGCCACUGCACUAAGUAGGGAAGCAGAAGCAGCCACAAAUGGAGAAGCAGACCUAGAAAGCUUACAACAACCCUUAUUAAGGAGAAACAGAACACUCUCUGCUAGCCACUUAGCUAUGGUGGGAGCAAAGGUUUCCCAUAUUGAGAGCCUUGAUUACGAAAUCAAUGAAAAUGACUUGUUCAAGCAGGAUUGGAGAAGCCGGUCAAAAGUUCAAGUAUUACAAUAUGUAUUUUUGAAAUGGAAACUUGCAUUUCUGGUGGGACUGCUAACCGGUCUUAUUGCUACAGUCAUUAAUCUUGCUGUUGAGAAUAUUGCUGGAUACAAAUUGCUUCUUGUAUCUGGAUAUGUUCAGGAAAAGAGGUACAUUACGGGGUUGUUUGCCUUGACAGGGGCUAACUUCUUAUUGACACUAAUUGCAACAGUGUUAGUUGUUUUCUUUGCCCCUACUGCUGCUGGGCCUGGUAUACCUGAAAUCAAAGCUUACCUGAAUGGUAUUGAUACUCCCAACAUGUACGGAGCAGCAACCUUGUUUGUCAAGAUUAUUGGGAGCAUUGGUGCAGUCUCUGCUGGGUUAGACCUCGGUAAAGAAGGGCCUUUAGUGCACAUUGGAGCAUGCAUUGCAUCCUUACUUGGCCAGGGUGGAACUGAUAAGCAUCGUGUCAAAUGGAGGUGGUAUCGUAUCAUGAACAAUGACAGGGAUCGGAGAGACCUGAUCACCUGUGGUGCUUCUUCAGGAGUUUGUGCAGCUUUUAGGUCCCCAGUGGGAGGGGUUCUGUUCGCUCUGGAAGAAGUGGCCACAUGGUGGAGAAGUGCUAUCCUUUGGAGAACUUUCUUUAGCACAGCAGUUGUGGUUGUAGUGCUCAGGACUUUCAUUGAAUUCUGCAGUUCCGGACAAUGUGGGCUGUUUGGCAAUGGUGGACUCAUCAUGUUUGAUGUGAGCAAUGUUACUGUGCGCUACCACAUGAUGGAUAUCAUCCCUAUCGCCCUCAUAGGACUCAUUGGCGGUGUUCUUGGAAGUCUUUACAACUAUGCCCUGCACAAAGUUCUCAGACUUUACAGUCUCAUUAAUGAGAGGGGAAAGCUGGCAAAGAUUCUUCUAAGUCUUACAGUCUCAGUUUUUACCUCUGUGUGCAUGUAUGGACUGCCCUUUCUUGUGGGUUGCACAAAAUGCGAUACAUCUAUAUCAAAUUUUCAGUGUUCUACUACUGGAAGAACAGGGAACUUCAAGAGAUUCAACUGCCCAGAAGGCUAUUACAAUGACCUUGCCAGCUUACUCUUUUCCACCAAUGAUGAUGCUGUUCGAAACAUCUUCUCUACAAAUACUCCAGGAGAAUUUCACCCAUCCUCGCUCAUAAUUUACUUUGUACUAUACUGUAUCCUGGGACUCUUUACCUUUGGCAUUGCUGUUCCUUCUGGACUCUUCUUACCUAUCAUUCUCAUCGGUUCAGCAUAUGGGCGUUUACUUGGCAUUGCUAUGGGAAGUUACACAAAGAUUGAUUGUGGGUUAUAUGCAGUAUUAGGUGCAGCAUCUCUCAUGGCCGGCUCAAUGAGGAUGACAGUAUCGCUUUGUGUAAUUUUCCUUGAACUCACCAACAACCUAUUGUUACUCCCAGUAACAAUGCUUGUACUUCUCAUUGCAAAGUCAGUGGGAGAUUGCUUUAAUCUGAGUAUCUAUGAGAUUAUACUAGAGUUGAAAGGCUUACCUUUCUUAGAUGCAAACCCUGAACCAUGGAUGAGGAAUAUCACUGUUGCAGAGCUUGCUGAUGUGAAGCCUCCUUUAAUUAGUCUUCGAGGAAUUGAGAAGGUAUCUCGCAUUGUAGAAGUCCUGAGAAACACUACACACAAUGGUUUCCCUGUCAUAGAUGAUGAUGUAACAGUCCCAUCAAGUGAAGCCGGAGGGACAAAGGCAAGGGAGCUACAUGGGCUAAUUUUAAGAGCUCACCUUGUAGCCGUGCUAAAGAAAAAGUGGUUUUUGGAGCAACCAAGAAGAACAGAGGAAUGGGAAGUGAGACAGAGAUUUACAUGGGUUGAGUUAGCUGAAAGAGACCUCAACUUUGAACAAGUAGCCAUAUCAAAGAAUGAAAUGGAGAUGUAUGUUGAUCUCAAUCCUUUCACUAACAAAACUCCUUAUACCGUGGUAGAGGACAUGUCGGUAGCAAAGGCAAUGGUAUUAUUCAGGCAGGUUGCUCUUCGCCAUUUGCUCAUUGUACCAAAGUACCAAGGAGCUGGGAUAUAUCCUGUGAUUGGAAUCUUAACAAGGCAAGAUCUGAGGGCGCAUAAUAUUCAGACUGUGUUUCCUCAUGUAGCGAAGAGCAAAGGCAGAGAAAAGCAGAAAUGAGCUCUUUCAAUUACUCGGAUGGGUUGGGAUCGAUACAUAUCCAUUGCAUUCUAUACACAGUUUCCAUCUUGCAUUCUUUUGCUAAUAAUUUUGUUCAUAAUAUUUUGCACUCUUUAUUUUAUACGAUGCGUACAAGUUUGUACAUUUUAAGGAAAGGUUUGUGUAGGCUCGUCAAAACAUUACAUCUUCACUAGUUUAUAAAAGAAAAUUAUUUACCAGUAUGAAAGCAGCAGCAGCAA